Molecule: messenger RNA, 2727 nt
Organism: Chanos chanos (milkfish)
Lineage: Eukaryota; Metazoa; Chordata; Actinopteri; Gonorynchiformes; Chanidae
Gene: agap3
Product: ArfGAP with GTPase domain, ankyrin repeat and PH domain 3
Exons: 18
Coding region: 1-2727 (908 amino acids)
Biological process (GO): activation of GTPase activity
Cellular component (GO): nucleus
Molecular function (GO): GTPase activator activity; protein binding; GTPase activity
Source: RefSeq, a predicted model, not a curated record
AUGCCCACCCCGGGGUCGGUACCAGCUCCAGUACCAGUCCCUGUUCCUCAGUCCGUUCCGCCCCAGUUCGGAUCCGGAUCGACCGGGGGCCCAGCGGGUCAGUUUGGAUCGGGAACUGUUUCAGGCCCAGCUGCCCAACCCGGCCCACCGGGUUCUCAGUUCGUUUUGUCCAACUCGGCAGCCAUCAGAGCCGAAAUUCACAGGUUCGAGUCCGUCCACCCGAACAUUUAUGCAAUUUACGACUUGAUUGAGCGCAUCGAUGAUCUGGCCCUACAGAAUCAGAUUCGUGAGCACGUUAUCUCCAUUGAAGACUCCUUUGUUAACAGCCAGGAGUGGACACUGAGCCGAUCGGUACCAGAGCUCAAAGUGGGCAUUGUGGGAAACCUCUCCAGUGGGAAGUCAGCCUUGGUUCACCGGUACCUCACAGGAACCUAUGUGCAGGAGGAAUCACCUGAGGGAGGACGAUUUAAAAAGGAGAUUGUGGUGGAUGGACAGAGUUACCUCCUGCUGAUCAGAGAUGAGGGGGGUCCUCCAGAGUUACAGUUUGCUGCCUGGGUGGAUGCUGUGGUGUUUGUCUUCAGCUUGGAGGAUGAGAUCAGCUUUCAGACAGUGUACAACUACUUUCUUCGCCUGUCCAGCUAUAGAAACACAGCAGAGGUGCCCAUGGUUCUUGUGGGGACACAAGAUGCUAUCAGUGCCACAAACCCCAGAGUGAUUGAUGACUCACGAGCCCGAAAACUGUCCAAUGACCUUAAGCGCUCCACUUACUAUGAGACCUGCUCUACUUAUGGCCUGAACGUGGAGAGAGUCUUCCAGGACGUUGCUCAGAAGGUGGUUGCCUUGAGGAAAAAACAGCAGCUCUCAAUUGGUCCAUGCAAGUCUCUACCCAACUCGCCUAGCCACUCCUCUGUCCCAGCUGCACCCAUACCUGCAGUUCAUCUGAAUCAGGCAGCAAAUGGUGGGGGCACAUUCAACGACUACUCAUCCUCUGUGCCCUCCACCCCCAGCAUAAGUCAGCGAGAAAUGCGCAUCGAGACCAUUGCUUCCUCCAACACGCCCACACCAAUCCGCAAGCAGUCAAAGCGCCGUUCCAACAUCUUCACAUCACGAAAAACCAGUGAGCAGGCAAAGAGCAUUGACAGUAGAACAGACAGCAUAGGCAGUGGAAGGGCCAUACCAAUCAAACAGGGAAUUCUCUUAAAAAGAAGUGGAAAAUCCCUUAACAAAGAGUGGAAGAAGAAGUAUGUCACACUUUGUGAUAAUGGCCUCUUGACUUACCAUCCCAGUUUACAUGACUAUAUGCAGAAUGUCCAUGGCAAAGAAAUUGAUUUGCUGAGGACCACAGUCAAGGUACCAGGGAAAAGACCACCAAGGGCAGUGGCCACAGUCGCUCCCACAGCCAGCCCCAAGACCAACGGUUUGACAAAGGACCGCAGUGGCCUACAUCUUGGAGUAGGCCCUACAGGUGCAUCCCACUCAAACAGUAGUGGCUCUCUGCAGUUGGUGGGUUCAACUGGUGGCGUGGGUCCAGUAGGCUUCAGCGGACAUAAGGAGGCCAUACACCAACGCUCUUUCUCUAUCUCCAGUGCUGAGCAGUGGAAUGAGGCAGUCAUGAACACCACCAAUGGGAUGUCUGAGCCAGCCAGCUGUACCCCUGGCACAAUGGGCACUGCCACCAGCCCCAAGCUGGAGCCUCCACCCUCGCCACAUGCCAACCGCAAAAAACACAGACGAAAAAAGAGUACAGGCAUCACCAAGCCAGAUGGACUCUCAGCAGGGAAUGAAGAACAAGAAGAGUCCUUUGAGUUCAUCAUUGUGUCUCUGACGGGCCAGACUUGGCACUUUGAGGCGUCCACAUACGAAGAGAGGGAGCUCUGGGUCCAAGCUAUUGAGAGCCAGAUAUUUGCAAGUUUACAGUCCUGUGAGAGCAGCAAAAAUAAGUCCCGUUUAGGAAGCCAAAGUGACGCAGUGGCCAUCCAGUCCAUAAGGAAUGUCAGAGGCAAUAGCUUCUGUGUGGACUGUGAUGCCAGCAACCCCGACUGGGCCAGUUUGAACUUAGGAGCUCUGAUCUGUAUUGAAUGCUCCGGGAUCCACAGGAACCUCGGUACCCACCUGUCACGUGUGCGCUCUCUGGACCUGGAUGACUGGCCUGUGGAGCUGAGUAUGGUGAUGACAGCCAUAGGCAAUGCCAUGGCCAACAGCGUGUGGGAGGGAGCACUGGAGGGUUACACCAAGCCUGGACCAGAGAGUAGCAGGGAAGAGAAAGAGUGCUGGAUAAGAGCUAAAUAUGAACAGAAGCUGUUCCUGGUGGAGUUGCCACAGUCAGACAUACCUCUGGGCCAGCAGCUCCUGCGGGCAGUGGUGGAGGAUGACCUAAGGCUAGUGGUGCUCCUUCUUGCUCACGGCACCAAGGAGGAGGUGAAUGAGACAUACGGAGAUGGAGAUGGUCGCACAGCACUCCACCUCUCAUGCGCCAUGGCCAAUGUGGUCAUUACCCAGCUCCUCAUUUGGUACGGUGUUGAUGUGAAGAGCCGUGAUGCACGUGGCCAAACCCCUUUGUCUUAUGCCCGGCGAGCAGGUAGCCAGGAAUGUGUCGAUAUCCUCCUCCAACAUGGCUGCCCCAACGACAACUGUGACCUGUCGACACCCACAGCGACGAGACACAACCCUAAUGUCAACAAUAACAAUGCUCAUUGUGAUCUGAACCAGAGCUUUAGUGUCAUGUAG